AUGCUAUUCCCGCGCGCGCACUCAGUCCCGCGCGUCCGGAUUGCGUGCAGAGGCUCUGCGACGAGAACGGCCACUCCCUUCGCCACCCUUGGACUGCUUGCUUCGGCUGGCACUGGCACUCCUGGGCCGCAGACCCGUGCUGGAGCUGCAUUCCUGCCUCUGGCCCACGUUCGCGGCAAGAAGACCAAAACCGUCGUGACGCUGGGCGAGCUGCCUCAGGGCCUCAUCGUCGCUGAGCCGCCCUUGCCCCUUGCCGCGGCGGAGGCCGAGGAUAGCCCCGCCUACCCGACUGUGGUCCUGCAGGCCCGCCGCAACAUGCUAAAGUUUGACAACUGCGUGCUCCUCACGCGUGUCGGCGGCUUCUACGAGCUGUACUUUGAGCACGCUGACGAGUAUGGCCCGCUCCUGAAUCUCAAGGUCGCCCAGAAGCGGACUAGCGCUGGCCCCGUGCCCAUGGCCGGGUUUCCCUUCUUCCAGCUAGACCGUUUCCUCAAGGUCCUGGUCCAGGACCUCAACCGCCACGUAGCCAUCGCAGAGGAGUUCCCUAACGGUCCCUCCGAAAAGGUCAAGUCGGGGGGGCUGCUGCAUGACCGCAGAGUAGCCCGCAUCGUCACCCCCGGCACCCUCAUCGACGAGAACUUCAUGGACCCGUAUGCAAACAACUAUGUCAUGGCCAUCCACCUCCCAGAGGCUAGGGCAUCCGGGCCUGCUCCCUCUUCUACCGAAGACGGCAGUAGUAGCCCAUCACAUGGUGACUCGGCCUUGGUGGGCGUCGCCUGGCUCGACCUGUCAACGGGCUGUUUCUAUACACAGCCGGCGACGCUCUCGUCGCUAGGCUCCGUGCUGGCGCGCGUGUCUCCCCGCGAAGUCGUGUUGGACAAGGCCCUCGAGGCCGGCCCGAGUCACUCGGUCCUGUCCAUCCUCGCCGAGGAGAGGUACCUCGUAACGUAUUCUCCCCAGGGCGAGCUGCAAACCUUGUCCGAGUGGGCGCCCAUGCUCGAGUCUGAGAUCCCGGCUCAGACGGCCGAGCAGUUCACCGAGGACGAGGUGCGGGCCGGCAGCCUGUUGCUGCACUUUGUAAAGGAGCGCUUGCGGGGGCUCAGCAUGAAGCUGCAGCCUCCGCUCCGCUUCGAGAGCAUGCAGGUCAUGGGCAUCGACAAGAAUAGCAUGCGGUCGCUGGAGAUCAAGCAGACCAUCCGGGACAAUGUGUUUCGGGGAAGCCUGCUGCACGCCAUCCGACGGACCCGUGUGUGUGCCAUAGGCUCCCCGUCCACCUCGUUGGAGGUCAUCAACCUAAGGCAGGAGCUUGUCUCUUGGUUCAUCCAAGAGGAGGAUCUCCGAGACUCGAUCGUCAUCCUCCUGCGCCGAAGCCACGACUCGCAGCGUCUCGUGCAGAAGUUCGCCAUGAACCGCGGCGAGCCGGACGACCUCCUCCGGCUUGCCAGCACCGUCAAGGCAACUGAGGACAUUGUCAACCUGCUCCAGGCUUCCAUCGCCUCCCACAAACUAGAGGAGCAGCCACCACCGUCGUCGUCGUCGCCAUCUCCCACAAAGCCCAGCCAGCAGGCUGAUUGCCUAUCGACCAUGAUCGGCCGCAUCAGCUUGGACCAGCCGUUGCAGCUAGCGCAGCGCAUCAAAGACGCCAUCGACGAGGAGGGCCUCGUGCAGCAGCACCAGAUCGAAGACAGCGAGGCGGGCGAGAUGAUUGCGCUGGCACAGGAGAUCGUCAAGACCGAGGGCACCGACGCGGACGGCCUGCUGCUGCCCAAGGGGGCGGCGACGAGUUCGGCGGCGGCGGCGGCCAAGAGUGGCAAGAAGAGAUCUGCUGCCGCAACGACGUCCCUCCGCGACCACUACGGCGAGGACAACGAGGUGUGGAUCAUGAAGCCCAACGCCUCGCCGGGCCUGGCCCGCCUGCACAAGGAGCUGGCAGCGCUCUCGCAGGACCGGGCCGAGCUGACCGAGACGCUGCGCGCGCGUCUCAACGCCGCCAGCCUAACGCUCCGCUGGACGCCCGGGCUCGGCCACAUCUGCCACGUCAAGGGCAAAGACGUCGCUGCCGCGGCUACUACCACGACACUAUCAGCAAGCCGGUCGACGCGCUCGUUCCACCAGCCCGAGUGGACGGCGCUAGGCGAGCGGCUCGACAAGGUGCGGUUCCAGAUGCGCGCGGCCGAGCAGCGCGUGUUCGCGGCGCUGCGCGAGCAAGUCGUGCUGAGCCUGGUCAAGCUGCGGCGAAACGCCGCCGUGCUGGACGAGCUCGACAUCGCCACGUCGUUUGCGCGGCUCGCCAUCGAGAAGGGGCUGACGCGCCCCGUGCUCAAGGACAACACCAACACCACUAACACUAACAACACGACAACACAACAGACAAUAAUCAUGGGCGGUCGCCACCCGACCGUCGAGGGCGGGCUCGCCGAGCAAGGGCGCACGUUCCAGCGCAACGACUGCCUGGUCGGCGCGCCAGGCCACGGGCGGGCGUGGCUGAUCACGGGGCCGAACAUGGCGGGCAAGUCGACGUUCCUGCGGCAGAACGCGCUCAUCACUGUGCUGGCGCAGAUCGGCUGCUACGUGCCGGCCGACUACGCCGAGCUGAGCGUGGUCGACGCCAUCUUCAGCCGCGUCGGCUCGGCCGACAACCUGUUCCAGGACCAGAGCACCUUCAUGGUCGAGAUGCUCGAGACGGCCGCCAUCCUGCGCCAGGCCACGCCGCGCUCCUUUGUCAUCAUGGACGAGGUCGGCCGCGGCACCACGCCCGAGGACGGCACCGCCGUGGCUUUUGCUGCUCUGCACCACCUGGUCCACGUCAAUAGGUGCCGGGUGUUGUUUGCAACGCACUUUCACAAGAUCGCAGACUUGGUGACUGAGCGCGGCAUGCGCUUGGAGGAUGGGGGGACAGCAGGGUCCGUGGAGACGUACUGCACCGAUGUGAAAGAAGACGAACAUAGCGGCUUUGUUUACGUUCACAGAUUACGAAAGGGUGUCAACCGGCAAAGUCACGCGCUUAAAGUGGCCCGUCUGGCAGGACUGCCAGGGCCCGCUAUACGGAUUGCUCAGCAGCUCCUCGGGGAUCUACCAGUGGGCACAUUGAGAGACUACGAGACGCAUAAACCGGCGGCAAUUGUAUCAUAG
Messenger RNA from Lasiosphaeria miniovina, 3132 nucleotides. RefSeq names its product muts domain V-domain-containing protein. The record is from RefSeq and is a predicted model, not a curated record. Gene Ontology annotation, biological process: mismatch repair; mitochondrial DNA repair. Gene Ontology annotation, molecular function: mismatched DNA binding; ATP binding; ATP-dependent DNA damage sensor activity. Gene Ontology annotation, cellular component: mitochondrion; nucleus. NCBI's taxonomy places the organism in Eukaryota, Fungi, Ascomycota, Sordariomycetes, Sordariales, Lasiosphaeriaceae. The coding region runs from base 1 to 3132 and encodes 1043 amino acids. The transcript is spliced from 4 exons.